Leishmania major strain Friedlin is the source of this 2457-nucleotide messenger RNA. RefSeq lists its product as hypothetical. The transcript has a single exon. The record is from RefSeq and is a predicted model, not a curated record. Gene Ontology annotation, cellular component: Golgi apparatus. The coding region runs from base 1 to 2457 and encodes 818 amino acids. Lineage: Eukaryota; Euglenozoa; Kinetoplastea; Trypanosomatida; Trypanosomatidae. Gene Ontology annotation, biological process: Golgi organization.
AUGGGUGCCGCCCUACGUAAGGAAGCGUCCGAGUACUUCACGGCGGCGCUGACGUCCGACGCCGCCGCCGCCCCUGGCGAGUCGGAGUUCCUUGAAAAGGUGAAGCAGUAUGAGCGCGGUCUCUGCGGUGGCUCGGAGCUCUACGGCAUGGCGGAGCCGAUCGCCGCCGCGGUGAUGAGCAAGGCCGCCGAGACGGGGCGCGUGCGCUGGCUGCUGCGGCUGUGUAGCGAGGUCAUGCGCCGGUGUGUUGAAGCCCCCUACGGCGUAGAUGCCAGCACGCCGGCGGUGCUGCACCUCGCGGAGGUGCUGCUGCGCCACAUCCUGCGGCUGACGAAAGGGCAGUCUGCGGAGCUUGUCGGUGUCCUGGAGGCGGUCGGGGCACGCGGUGAGACGACGCCGUCGAACAGCGCGCCAUGUGAGGACACCGCCGCGCUGCUGUGCCGUAUGGCAUUCGCUUUCUUGGUGAGCGUGCCGCUUGACUCGGCGACGGUGGCGACGCACUUAGAAGUGCUGCGACUGCUGCUGACGAUGACGUCGUCGGCGCUGCACCACGGCACGGACUUUCAGGAGGACACCAUGGACCUCUUCACGGAGCUGAUGAUGUCGUCGCCGCUGCUGGGCGACUGCCUUGCCGUACUGCUCCAGACUGUCGUCUCGUGGGGAAGGCCAGGCUGGACGGCGCAGUCGCCGGUGCUCUACCAUGAAGGGCAUCAGCCCUCUUUCCUCAACCUGUUCAACAUCUUUAGCACCACCGUCACUGCGCCCCGGCUCGCGAGCGACAAGGCUGCGUAUGUGCUUGAGGUGCCGAGCUCGACCAUGGUCAAGGCCUCCGCCGCCGCCAUUGGCGCUGGUGGGCCUAGCGCGCUGAAGGCCGGCGCGCUCCCCAAGGACCCUGCCGCGGUGCUGGUAAACAGCUGUAGCUGCUGGGAGCAGGUGGGUCGCCACGCGACGGCGCUGCUGUGUGUGCUGAUCGUUCAUCAAAAAGGCAGUGGCCGGAACCCGGCCCUCGAGUACGUGACGGCGACACGGGACGGCAGCCCGGUGUCCUUCGCCGCCCUGCUCUCGGCCAUCCGGUGUCAACUGACAAGCUUCCCGCAGCUGUCGAUCUUGCUCUAUGUGCUACUGCACGACCAUUGCGAGUUCCUGCAUACGGUGCUGGCCGAGGAUGCUGCUCUGCUCGUGUCGACGCUGCAGCAGCUGCUGGAGAUAACGAACAAGACGUGCAGGGUCACAACGCGGCUCGCCACGUCGUUGGCUGCCGAUGCAGCCGAUGACGUGCUGCAGAAUGCCGUGCUGGGGCGGAUCAUCUUCCAGCUCCGCGUUUUUUCGUACCCCUUCAUCAACUUCAUGUCGAGUACGCUGCUGCUGCUCGUCUCGCAGGACCGCGUCGUGAACCGGCUGCUGUGCAACACGCCUUGCCUUGGCAGGCACUUGCUGGAGCGCUACGACGCAAGCGCCUCUGUCGGCGCGCUUGCCGUUGUCGUGCUCUCGCGUGGCAUCAUCAAGGGGCUGAAUGAGCGCAACGAGGCGCUCGUCGCCGUGUUUGCCCCGUGCCUUGUGAACCUCGUCCCGUUCUUGCACGACAUGGACACGUACACGGCGCAGCGCGUGUGUGCGUUGCUGACAACGGCGCUGAAGAAGAUACACCGCGCCAGCGCACUCUUGAUGGAGUCUACGGCGGCGGCAGCGGCAACGACGACCGCCGAAGGCCAAACAGGCGGAAGUGUCACGGCAGUGGCAACGACGACCGCCGAGGAUGCCCAGGCGCUGGAGCAGAUCCUCGCCAUGUACGUGCGUCAGCUGCGCAUCAUUUUAGAAGGCGUCGAGGCGCUGCUGCGCGGUGCUGACCGACGCAACGAGCAUCUUAUCUACGAGCUGCUCUACGUCCGCAGCCGCAUCAUCGACGACGCCGAGGCCGCCGUGGAAGCGCAGCGCCCAUACGCCGAGCCAACGAAGCAGCUGCUCGCGAACCUGGCGGAGAUGAUCAAGAACUGCGAAGCGGACAUCGCCAGCUCCAGCCACGCGCAGAGUCCGCAGGAGAUCUUGGCAAUCCUGCGGCGUGGUCAGCAGCAGCAGCACGGCCAAAGCCAGAGCAACAGCAUCAGCGGCAGUAAUGGCAAGGACGUGAGCGGCGGUGGCGGCGACGACGACGACGCGGGCAGCGAAGACCGCCGCGAUGGCGACAGCUGUGAUGGUGGCGGCGGCCACAAAGACGUCAGCUUAUCAAGGGCCGGCAGCUUGUUGUCUGCGUCGGCAGUGGAGACGAGCAUCGCCGCAGACGCGAUGGCGGGCGCAGAUGGCGCUUCCGUCGAUCUCGUGUACAGUUACGAGGAGUUACCGCACAGCUACGACUUCUUUGGGCCGUUUGUGUGGGCGACGUUGUUGAGCGCUGGCCAGUUGCCCGGUGGGGCGCUGUGGUGUCGCCAGAGCAACGAGCUUCCGCUGUUCCCGCAUUGA